Pterocles gutturalis (yellow-throated sandgrouse) is the source of this 537-nucleotide messenger RNA. Its product is annotated as transcription factor EC-like. Gene Ontology annotation, biological process: regulation of transcription by RNA polymerase II. The record is from RefSeq and is a predicted model, not a curated record. The annotation marks the transcript as partial. Gene Ontology annotation, cellular component: nucleus. The transcript has 3 exons. Gene Ontology annotation, molecular function: RNA polymerase II cis-regulatory region sequence-specific DNA binding; DNA-binding transcription factor activity, RNA polymerase II-specific. Lineage: Eukaryota; Metazoa; Chordata; Aves; Pterocliformes; Pteroclidae.
AUGGGUAAGGAGCCAGGGGGUGAGUACGGGGACAGGCAAGUACCUGCCUCAGGGAUCGUUCUGCUUCUCAGUAGUGGGAACAACCAGCUGGUAGGGUCUGGCCUGGGUUCAGAGACCAUGGGAGCAGGUGCAGGGCUUCAGAGCGGCGGUGGCAGCCCUGGGGACAGCCCAAGUGCCCGUGCCAGCCUGGUCCAAACGCACUUGGAAAACCAGUCUAGAUACCACAUACAGCAAAGCCAGAGGCAUCAGGUGAAGCAGUACCUGACUCUUGAUACCAAGCUGUCCAGCCAGACGCUCUCCCUGUCCCACUCCCACACAAUCCAGCCUGUGGGAGUGACCCCCAUUUUAAGAAACGGACACAUGCCUCCCGUCAGCGAUAUUGGCACACCAGAAAGCCCCGUAACCAAGCUGCUGGCCCUUGGAGGCGAACACGAAAAUGCGAUGGAAGAAGUGAUUGAAGACAUAAUCAAUAUGGAAUCAAGUUUUAAUGAUGAAGGGAUUGGUUGUUCUGAAACUCCUCUACUAAUGCAAAGAACU